This is a messenger RNA of Colletotrichum paranaense, 384 nucleotides long. RefSeq lists its product as uncharacterized. The record is from RefSeq and is a predicted model, not a curated record. The annotation marks the transcript as partial. NCBI's taxonomy places the organism in Eukaryota, Fungi, Ascomycota, Sordariomycetes, Glomerellales, Glomerellaceae. The transcript has 3 exons.
CCCACGACGAGGGCACCAGCUUCCACAAAGGUAAACAACAACAAAUCUUGCUCAAGCAUACCCAAACCUCUCUUUCCCUUCUUCCUCACCUCAAAGAAGCUGGGUCAAAACAUCAUCAACCUCUGUCGUCAAGGGAAAUCCAUCCUUCGAGUAAGUUUGAGAUACAUCUAUCUCCGUCAACAAGUCUUUGCCAUUCUGACGAUACAUUCCCGAGCAGCAGAACUUCUACUGGCGAUUGCUCGAGUCUUUUCGACUAUUUGUGCCAGAUAUUCUUCUAGCCCUCCCUCGUCUGUGUCCACCAUCGACUUACCGAGCUUCCCGACUCUGAAGAUCGAUCAAGCCGACACUCUAGCCGCUAGAGCCCAUCCUCUAAGUCAAAUUUGA